UCCCAUAUGACCAGGUGACAAUAUGUUUUUAAAAUGUAUAUGUUUUAUUACCAGACCAAUCUAACUUGUCUGUUCUUUGUUGUGUAGGGCCUCCUUUCGAUGCCAGAUUAUCAUUCUUAGUCACUGUUUUCUACUCAGUGAUAUAUCUGAUAAGACUGUACACAGAGCUAAUGUGGUACAUGCUCUCUGAUGCGCUGAGAAAUUCCGCUCUGCAACUUUCCGACGAUUACAAAGAAGACUUGAGACAGGAGGAAAGCUGCAUUGACCGAGCUCACUAUGAGUACUUAUGGGUGAAAUUGGCCAAGCUGCAAAGUCGUCUAACAUUGACAUUCUCCAGCAUCUACGGCUAUCAGUUGGCCAUCAAUUUUCUACAGUUACUUUUCCAUGGGUUUGUCUUCUACGAGUUUAUUUUUCGCUACAUGACCAUCGAGAUCUUAUUGAAGGUUCUCCGAGACUCGAAAGAGAGGUCACAGUUCACCGACCUUGUCCUGGGACUACAUGGCCAGACGACGAUAUGCCUGGUGUACCUCUGGCUUGGCUCAACCACAGCUGGAUCAGCACAAAAAGCUUUGGUUGAUAACACCAAAAAGAAAAUGUUGGGAAUUCUAUCUGACAAUGCACUAAGUGAUAUUACUCUUCAUGAACAGGGAAAGCGGUUUCUGAAAAAAAUAUCAAUCACCAAUACGCAAAUAAUAUUUAGUGGCUAUGGCAGGAUUGACAGACAAUUAUUUUGUUCGAUCCUCAUCACAUGGAUCAACUACAUGAUUAUUCUCUUACAAUUCAAAAUUUCAUUUUAUGGAGAAGACAAGGACAGUAAUAUGGACGGAGCAAGCAGAAAUAAGAGAUCCAUCUCACAUGUGGAUUUGGUUCAGUAUCAAAACUACGUCACAACUUUUGGAUUUUGAAAACAUGAAAAUGAGGCAGAUUACGAUUUGUAUCGCACUGUAUUCUUCAUUAAAUUUAUGACAGGAAAUUUCUCUUUGUAGUGAGGUUCAAGCCAUAUCAAUCAACUGAUAAAAUCACUUGUAUGAGCUACUUUAUUCAUAUUAAUAAAAACAAUAUAAAAACAUGUAUUAUAUUUCAACUUGAAAAUGACCAAAGUAGGUCGAAACUAGUCGUUGAAAUGUUUUGAAUUUUUAAAAUGUUUUCAAUAAAAAAGGUACUACAUGUUUUAUAUUGUGUUUAUCAAUCAACUGAUGUAUUUUGUGAUGUCAGUUGAUGAUUCAAUUAUCGUUCAUUUGCAUUAAAACAUUACAGAAACCUUUCUCUUUAAGGCUGUGCAAAGGCUAAAAAUAAACUUUCUACUCGUGAUAUUUAUCAA
Molecule: messenger RNA, 1321 nt
Organism: Nilaparvata lugens (brown planthopper)
Lineage: Eukaryota; Metazoa; Arthropoda; Insecta; Hemiptera; Delphacidae
Product: gustatory and odorant receptor 24-like
Exons: 4
Coding region: 171-905 (244 amino acids)
Biological process (GO): sensory perception of taste
Cellular component (GO): membrane
Source: RefSeq, a predicted model, not a curated record